AUGUACAUAUAUAUGUAUAAUGUGUUGGUUCAUGAAAUUGGACAUGCUCUCGGCAUAGCACAUAGUGCUUCUCCGAAUGCUAUUAUGUUUGCCUUCUAUCAGCAUGAGAUUCGUGGUCUAGAUGUUGAUGAUAUAAAUGCAGUACAAUAUCUAUAUGGAAGAAAAAACAAAUAUGAUUCAAUCCCAACGUCUACCACCGCAUCAGCAAUACCAAAAACAACAACAACUAUAAGAUCUACAACUCGUAAGCAGCCGAUCCUCAAAAAUUUGUGUGAUAUUAUUCCAGAUUUUAUGUUUUUAGCUAUUGCUCCAGAGUUUUCAAAUUACCGAUUAUAUAUUGCACAUGAUAUGUUUAUAUGGAAACUAGACUUAAACGAAAUGAUUAUCCCAUCUCAGCCUGAACUUCUUGUCGAUUAUGUUCCUACAGAAUUACGUCAAUACACUUUACAACAUAUUUUCCAAUCAACAAACGGUGACUUGAUUACCAUUGUGUCUCCAAACAACUAUUUCUCAGCAUCAUUCCCUACCAUUAAAUUUCUUGAUAAUUUUUCAAUUGAUAUACCCGAUAGGGCUCGAAUCAAUGCUAUUUUUCAAUCAAACGCAGGACGGUCCUAUACCUUUUAUAAUAAUAUGUCAUAUAUAGAAUUUUCUAACGAUUUUACUGAUGUGUUGAACAGAGGACGGAUAAGAGACAUAUUUCCUGGGUUACCUGAAGUUUAG
Molecule: messenger RNA, 720 nt
Organism: Acanthoscelides obtectus
Lineage: Eukaryota; Metazoa; Arthropoda; Insecta; Coleoptera; Chrysomelidae
Source: the annotation of a GenBank genome assembly